ACUCUGAUUUCACCAUUCAAUCUCUCAUUGCUUUACCUUUCUCUCUUCUCCGAUUCGAUUCUAUCGAAAGAAACCCUCCGAAUUCGAAAAUGGCACCAACGAAAGGCGAGAAGAGGCCGGCGGCGGAGAAGAAGCCAGUAGCAGCAGAGAAAACGGCUAAGGUCGAGAAGAAGAUCUCAAAAGAAGGAACAAGUGACAAGAAGAAGAAGAAAAUCAAGAAGAGCAUGGAGACUUACAAGAUUUACCUAUUCAAAGUUCUGAAACAAGUUCAUCCUGAUAUAGGAAUUUCUGGAAAAGCCAUGGGAAUUAUGAAUUCCUUCAUCAAUGACAUUUUCGAGAAGCUUGCUCAGGAAUCGUCUCGUUUGGCUAGGUACAAUAAGAAGCCAACGAUCACUUCUCGGGAGAUUCAGACCGCUGUUCGAUUGGUUCUUCCUGGUGAGUUGGCCAAACACGCUGUCUCUGAAGGAACCAAGGCUGUUACGAAGUUCACCAGUUCUUAGAUUUUCGAGAUCUUGUUUAUGUUAAUGGCGAUGGUGAUGAUGAUUAAGGCUUUGUUUAGUUCUUUUUUGAUUUUGAUGAUGAUGAUAUUGUUUAUAUAGUGACUGAUUUUAAAUCAAUGAGAAAGUAUUAUCAGAUUUUAUGGUUCA
Molecule: messenger RNA, 647 nt
Organism: Cannabis sativa
Lineage: Eukaryota; Viridiplantae; Streptophyta; Magnoliopsida; Rosales; Cannabaceae
Product: probable histone H2B.3
Exons: 1
Coding region: 90-500 (136 amino acids)
Biological process (GO): nucleosome assembly
Cellular component (GO): nucleosome
Molecular function (GO): DNA binding; structural constituent of chromatin; protein heterodimerization activity
Source: RefSeq, a predicted model, not a curated record